Molecule: messenger RNA, 3782 nt
Organism: Pocillopora meandrina
Lineage: Eukaryota; Metazoa; Cnidaria; Anthozoa; Scleractinia; Pocilloporidae
Source: the annotation of a GenBank genome assembly
GGAGCAGUGAGUGCUUUUGUAUAAAAUCAUAUUCAUUUGGAAGCUGCAAUGUAAGAAUUUUUUUUUUUUUUAAUCACUUACACAGACUAACGAGAGGCACCCUUGUAACAUGAGCCCUGACCAUAGGGUAGCCUGUGAUGCUCAUUAAAAUCUAAUCUGAAUUGAUAUUUGUGUUUGACAGGGUAAGUGGUGUUCAAAUAUGGCCAAUGAAGCUGAAAGAGAUGCAAGUAAUGGUGUCAGACCAAGCCCUAGUGGUUCUGUCAUGAGAGUAGAGACAGCUGGAGGGAAUAAGAUAGAGAUUAAUGAUGUUUGGACAACUAGAAUAUUGGUGACCGCCGUCUCUGGGACUGGAAUUUAUGUCGUAAAAAGUUUGGUAACUUUUUUCCGUGAGAAUCCAAAAUUGGUUACAGAUGUAGUAAAAUGGGCUUUUAAAGGUUGGGGUGAAGCUACAGUCAAGCCUGGGUCAAUUAUUGUUGACUUGGAUUUUGGAUCACAGGAGAAAUUUUUAAAGUUUAAAGAAGACUUUAAGGAUGGAAAAGUUAAAGAUGCAUUGGAGAGAGGGUUAGGAGAAAUUGGCUACAAUGCCAAACUGGAAUUAAAACUUGUAAAGGAAAAUCCUAAUGUGGCUACAGUCGAAAUGAGGUAAAUGAGUUAUUUUUAUUUGAUAGCUGACAUGUAUUGGUCUGUUAGUCAGGUGACUGGUUAGGCCUUCCCUUUAUACCUUAGCAGGCAAUCAUUUUAGCAGGCAGUCACAUUAACUUCUUUAUUCAUACCAGUUUAAUCUUUUACCUUAAUUUAGUACACCCUGAAAUCAAUGUGCAUAUUCUCCAUACUGUUCUCUGUACAUUUCCCAAAGUGGAGACAAGGAGAAUUUGUUUAACAAUCGAGAGCUUCUUUAGUUGUUGAUCAUUUCCUUUGUUCUCCUAACCUUAAUGUGUGGUUUAGGGGUGAUAUUGUAAGAAGAAGUUAAAUGCUAGAUUAAAUCACUCUUGAGGACCCCAUGAUUAAUAUUUUGAUCUGUUGACGACACUGUGAGGAUUGUUUUAUUUGCCUUGAUGUCUUCACCCUGUAGUACAAAUGCAUUACAGAUCUCUAUCAAUUCUUUUAGAUAUACUCAGGACCUUUUGCAGGAAAGUUUUGCUCUUGCGUGGUGACCAGCUAGCUCCCACUGUUGGCUAAGAACACAUUUUUGUUUCAAGCUCUCAAUGAAAAUCCAAGAAGUUAUGUGACUAGCCACUAAUCUCUUGCAAAAAUACAAAUUUCUCAGGAUCAAAAUGGAAGUUUAAUUGUUCAAUUUAUGUGGAUUUUUUUGUUUAAAAUGUCAUAUUCUCAUGCGAGAUUCAGUAUACUUUAAGAGUUCUUGUUAGCUGUGUUGUUUUAUUUUAUUUGUUAGUGUUGACAUUUAUCCAUCAUCACAAUGCAUUGACCUCCAGUGUUAGCAAAAAGAAAAAAAUACUUACUUAAUAGGUAAGAGCUAUAUUUUUUGAGUACAUGGUUUUCAUACAGUACAAUGAAAUUUUGCAUUUUCAGCAAAGAAACUGUGAUACGAGAGACCAAGAAAGUUUCAUUUGCAUAUUCCAAUCCUAGAGUUGUGUCCCAUGGAGAAAGGAAAGAAGAAAAAGAGAGUGAUCAGAAAGCCGGUGAGACAUAUGCUCUGUGAAUGUUUAUAGACCUUUAUAUAAUACAAUAUCUCAAAAACAUACACUACUGCAUGAUCUAAUAGCCUCCAAAUUCAGAGAAAGUACAAACUAAGUUGCUAGUCUGUAUAUAACCAUGGAUUUUUGUUUUGUAAAGGUGAACACAUAACUUGGAAUUGUUUAGAAUACAGUCAUGUACCUACAAAUUGGUCUCUCAUUCCCACCUUUUCCCUCUCAAACUUAACAAAUUUUAAUCUUGCAUGGACAUUUAAUUACCAAACCAAGUAUUGCAAGAGGCUGUGUUAAUGUCACUGCAAGAGUCACUUAUAUUUAAAAAAUAAAAUUUGUAAAAGCAAUUCUGACUAUGAAAGGUUCUUCUUUUGACAGAAGUAAAAGAGAAUCCAGAAGGGACAGACAACCCAGCUAAAGAAGACAUUCAGUCACCCUCUCAAAAAAGCGUAAAGAAGGUACCAGAGACUUUUCAUUUGCCAAUUUUUGUUUCCUGGAAACAGAGAAAAGGUUUAAGUCAAUGUAAUUGUGAAAUAAGUUGUCAAAAGAGAAUCAUUCUUGAACAGUAUAGUGCUUAAAGGCCUUCUUAAUUUUAAUAGCUCUGUUAAUAUUUGAACAUAUUUAUCUCAGAAUCAACUGGAUAUAGUUAUAGUAAGGUUGUAUGAACCUGAAACAGGCAUGUCUCUUUUAAUUGUAAUAGUUUGUGUGAAGAACUAUAAGAUGUUAGCUAUUAUAUAAAUAAUAAGUUUGGACUAUAAAGUAAUAAACAAAAAUCAACAUUUUAACAAAUCAUUAUAUUGAUGGUAAUCAUGCUAAUGGAGAAUACAAAUAACUUAGGCCACCACUUAAGAGUGUUAGAGAAAAUACAUUGCCACUGACUAGAAGAGCCUGCUGUUUUUAACUAAUGGCAGUUAUUGGGUAAAUUUUAUUUCACUAGAUCAAAAUGAACCACUUAUUGUCUAAGCUUGCAAUACCAGGAUCCAUAUCUUAGCCUGAAGAACAGGUGUAAAUUCUUUUGCCUUUUUCAGUAGAAUUGAGGCAAGCAUGAGGCAGGCAUGAAGUCAAGGGGAGGAGUUAUUAUUUGCACUCCUACCCUGUGCAUGACUUAUCUUCAUUUGCCUGAAAAACGCAACAAAUUAUUCCUGUUCUGCAGGCUAGAUCUCUUUGACCUAAGUUCUUCAGAAAAACCAGUUAGCAGGAGGAAAUGCAAGCACAAAAAUAUCACAUUUUUACCCUAACCUUUUCAUCUCUCUUACUCACAUACUAGCUUCUGGCUCCACUGAAGUUAAGCAAGAGGAGGAAAGUGGCUCAGCUGCAAAAAAACCUAAAAUUGAUCCUAUUGGAGAACCUGGAACUUCUGGGGUAUCCAGCACUAGUAAGACAAGGAAGUUUAAGGGUAAGGACAAAAGGAAAGUUACAUUUUCAGUUGAUAAAAUUUCUUUACAGACUUGAAGAACCUUAAAUCUCUCUCCCAAAAUGGAUUUUUUUUUGUGAUAAAUUGUUACUGACUCACAAUCAGUUAUACCCCCACUAGCUGCCAUAAUGUAAAUCAACUCUGAUCAGUUUUAUUCAACAUAUUAUACCUGAUAAUAUGGGUAAUGAGUAUGUGGAUAUGUAUUUGUACGCUUUUGAAAUUGACCAGUCUUCCCAACAGGGCUCGAUCACCUCAGGAUAAAUACAAACAAUCUGGUCCCAAACAUUGUAAAUAAACACAGGGUGUAAAACCCCAACUGGCAGGAGGCAGGCAGCAGUUAGCUAUAUACAAAGAACAGCCAAGGAGUUGAACUCAGGGAACCAUUAAGAACAAUCCAUUGAGUGGCAGGCUGAAGGGCUUGUUCUCAGGACCACCAGACUAACCACUUGGCCACCCUGCUUCCACAACAUCUGAUAGAAAAUCUUCAGCAUGACAGAAAAAAGCCUUUGCUCUUCUCUCCCCCCCCCCUCUGAAAAAGAUUACUUGCAAUGAAUGAUUUCAAAAUUGUUACUGAGUCACAGUAAGUAACAAGUAAGCUGGUAAUCUUAAAAUAAUUAUCUUUCCAUUUGUUUUUAUAUUCAAGAGGGAGUAGUAACUGAUGAUGACCUUCAAACACUUGGCAAAGAAAUUGCUGACAAAUGGGAUGAACUGGCACGUCGACU